Molecule: messenger RNA, 2347 nt
Organism: Solea solea (common sole)
Lineage: Eukaryota; Metazoa; Chordata; Actinopteri; Pleuronectiformes; Soleidae
Gene: hykk.2
Product: hydroxylysine kinase, tandem duplicate 2
Exons: 5
Coding region: 144-1220 (358 amino acids)
Molecular function (GO): amino acid kinase activity
Source: RefSeq, a predicted model, not a curated record
ACGGCCGUCUGAAACUACCCUCUGCACCGCACUUCCGGCGCCGCUUGUGACCAUUAGGAAUGAGGGAAGAGCAGCGUCACAGCACUUCUCACUCUCGCAAGACGAAGAAGAAGAAGAAGAAGGCGCAAUAAGACGUAAGCGUGAUGCCAUUGAAAGAGGCCAAGCCCAACUUCAGUCUCUCUCAGAUGUCUGCGAUGUUGAAGAGGGUUUUUGCACUGACACCAUCAGAACUUCACAGUCUGCCCAGCUACGAUGACCAAAACCUCUAUGUGGAGACCGAGGAGGGAAGCAAGUACGUCCUAAAAAUCCUGAACUCUGAGGACAGUCAGGAUCACAGGCUGGUUGAGGUGCACACAUAUGCCAUGUCUUUUCUGCACCAGAAAGGACUUCCUGCCCAAACAGCCCUACCCAACUCUUCAGGACAGCUCAUAAGUCUGGAAGAAAUGGAUUGUGGCUAUGGCUCUCAGAAGUACUUGGUGCGGCUGUUGACUUAUUUGCCUGGCAUUACUGUUUCCAAGGUCCCUCUUACACCAGAGUUGUUGUACGACAUUGGCAAAACAGCAGCCAGAAUGGACACAAUCCUGAAAGAGAUGGAACAUCCUCAUCUCAGUGUGCUGCAGAGGGAGAAUUUCUUAUGGAGUCUGACGAAUGUUCCCCUUAUGGAAGCCUAUUUGAGUGUACUUGAUGGAAAUCCUCUUCAGGACAUAAUUAAGUCUGUCAUUCAGCAGUACAAGACCUGUGUGGCCCCGAAAUACUCCGACUUUCGCAAGUGUAUUAACCAUGGGGACUUCAAUGACCUCAAUCUGCUUGUGCGAUCUGAUGGAAGCAAUGGCUACAGGAUCAGUGGCAUCCUUGACUUUGGGGACAUGCACAGUGGCUACUACAUUCACGAGUUGGCGAUCACUAUCAUGUACAUGAUGACGGAACACCCUAACCCUGUUGAGGUGGGUGGACCCGUCCUCGCGGGCUGGGAAAGCGUGCUUCCUCUCAAUGAGGUGGAAAAAGAAUGCCUCUAUGUGUUGGUGAUGUGCCGCUUCUGCCAGUCGUUGCUUUUCGCUCGUUACUUUGUGACUCUGCAUCCAGAAAAUGCAGAGUAUCUGAUGAUUUCAUCCAAGAAGGGCAUCUCAAUUUUCUCUCAAAUGUGGGAGCUCGGCAAGGACCAGACAGAGAAAGUGUGGUUCCAAAGUGCUGCUCACUACAGGGAUGGAAAAGUAGCCUAAUGUCCAAGAUCAUGAGUUGGGAAAGUAGGCCUGACAUAUUAUGCAUGUUUUAAAUACUUUUAAAUAACAAAAACUGGGGUAUAAUUGGUACUGUAUGGUACUGUUUUUUUAUCACACUUUAUGGGAAUUUAAUUAAUUUUAAUUUUUUGUCUGAGCCUCUGCAUCAAUGGUACCUUCACAUAUAUAUAUGCAGAUUGCCCCUCGCCAUGGCCACUGAUACACAUGCUGCUUUUUGCAAGUCUGCAUGGUCUUCUUCAUCUUUGACAUAGAGGUCUGUUUCCCUCCAAACACAUGCUGAAACUUGGACUUGAGGUCGGGCUCAGAGAGCUGUGUGAGGUUUCUGUGUAAAACGAACGUGUGGCUUAGUUUAGUACAGUUUCAGGUUGCAUUUGCUGAUGCAGUGGCAAGUUGUGUUCAUAGUCACAGUGGUUUUUCUAUGCUCAUGUGGCCAUUUUCAUCAUUGUAGGAUGAUGACAUCUUGUAUGACUCUACCUGAGGGCCCGAUGUUUGCACAGGAUUCACCUAUUUAUGCCCAAGUUUGAGUGGGUUCACUAGGCUUUUCUGGAUUUCAGAAAUGAAUCAAGCACAACAAUCAACCACUAAAACACAUUUUACUGCUCAGGAAUACUAUAUAAUUAUAAGGUGACAUCUUCAUCAAGAAAUAAUAAUGUGCAAUGUUGCAACAAUUUUUACAUUUUUAUUUGUAAACCAGAAAGAGAUUCUACGUAUUAGCCAGUACGGAAACAUGAAAAAUGAUUUUGAUAAUUAACAAUGCUGUUAAUUAAGGGCAGUUUUGGGGAACUUUUCUGGAAAUGGGGUUUGUAAUAGAGCGAGUCUUAUUUUAGUGCGAAAAUGACAUGUAAUGAAAACAUUUAGGGAUGUGGUGGUGCUACAUGUAAGAAGGUGUGUAACACCAAGGUGCUAUAAUUAUGAAUUUUCUUUUAGUUUGUACAUGUCUAGUUUUUCAGGAACACAGAUUUGUACCUCUUUGGAUUAUGGGUCGCUUCACUUUGAGUGGGUGAAAGGUUUACAUGGAGUCACACAAUCUUGGACAAAAUAAACCCUCUUGAGGUUAUGCUUGCUUUGUUACUGCAAUGGUCCUAAUAAACAAAUAUAGCACUCUUAAA